AUGCCGCAGACCCUCGGUCCCCUCGUGCACCUCUGGGGCAUCGACCCCUCGCAGCUCCCCGCGCCAACCGCCUCUGCCGCGGAGCUCACGCCUCUCCUCACGGGCUUGCUGUCCGAGGCGCUGCCCUUUAUCGACGACCUGCCCGCCGACUCCUCCUCCUCCCCUUCUUCUUCUUCUUCUGCCUCCAAGUCGCCGCCCUCCUCGUCCUGGAAGUUCCGCAAAACGCACAGGUACGCCUCGUCCGACGCAACCGUCGACGUCUACGAGAAGAAGCUCUCCGCCGACGUCAUGCGUCGCCUCGCCACCGAGUACCAGUCUCAGCUGCCGCAAGUGCGUCCGCCGAGCGGCGCCGCCGCCGAGACGUGGUUCUUGCGGCGCAGCGUGCACGCCGACGCGGCCGCCCCCAAAACAGCCAGCUGGGACGAGUUUCUCCUCCACUUUAAGCAGCAGCACGCCGCGUCUGAAAAGGCCUUUACCGCGUCGGUCGAGUCGACGACGCCGCGCACGCAGUGGGACUGCGGCGGCGUCGAGAUCCAGCACGCCGGCGCGACGUGGGUCGACUGGACGCUGAAAGUCGAGGAGUCGGUGCACCGGCUGCCUUUCCCGCUGAAGCGGCGCGUGUUCCCCGUGCUGCAGGCGACGGCGGCCGUCGCGGACCGCCGCGAGUUUGUCGUGGUACAGGUGUUUUAUACGGGCGGGCCGGACGCGGCCAACGCGGCUGGCGGCGGUACGGUGACGGGCGCGUAUACGAGCGUCGAGCGCGUCCGGGAGCUAUCGCCGGGGGAGGAGGAGGAGGAGGACGGAACGAAGCGGAUCGAAUGGGUCAUGGGCACGGCGUCGGACGCGCGGGGCGUGCUGCCCGAGUUUGUGCAGGCGCUGGCCACGCCGGACAUGGUGCCCAAGGAUGUCGACUUUUUUCUGUCACCUCGAUCCGUACCGCCCGCCUCAACCUCCCGCGUCACCCGCAGCCACGCCGCCGCCGCCGCCGCAACUGCCUCCUCCUCCUCUUCUCUCAUCGCCGUGCACCGUAGCAGCACCAUCACCGCUGCCAAAUCCACCAGCACCGAUGCCGCGCCGCCCACCUCCACCUCCGCCACCACCACCGCCGGCGCCUCGCGCCUCGCCGCGCAGGCCGACGCCCUCGCCAAGAUGACGCUCGAGAUGAACCUGCGCACCGUCGGCAAGCAGGCCGACCGUCUGGAGCGGGACCUGCGCGUCCUCGUGCAGGCAACGGCCCGCGACGCCGCCUUUCGCGCGCAGCACGAGACCCGUCUGCAGGACCUGUGGAAGGAGAUUCUCGCCGUCAAGGCGCACCUGGCCGCCGCGCGCGACCGCGACGAUACUGCCCGCGGGCUCGCUGACGAGGCAUGCCGGAGCGAGGCGCGGCGCCUGGCCGAGGAGAUGCGCGGCGAGAUGGCGGGUGUCAAGGAAAUGGUCAAAGGUCUGAGGACGACGCUGAGCGAGUUGCCGUCGGCGGAGCAAAUGCAAGCCGCGCUGAGCCAGAGCAGCGUGGACACGCAAGACAGCGAUCCGAAUACUCGGCGAACAACCAACCAGCAGCAGCAGCAGCCGCGAUCAGCGUCGAAGCAGUCGAUACACGCGCGCAUUCAAGAUGCCCUCCGGUCAACUCGUCGCUGGCACCGCGACCACAAGACGACGCGCCUCUCCGACGCCGCCUUUUGCGCCGCCUAUCUCCGGCAGCAGUCCAAGCGCGACGCGCCCAUGGCCGUGUUCCUGCAGCGCGCCCAUUUCGCAAUUCAGAAGCCCAUAUAUACAGAGCACCCAUCUAUACAGGGCAAAAGGACUUAG
Beauveria bassiana ARSEF 2860 is the source of this 1809-nucleotide messenger RNA. RefSeq lists its product as uncharacterized. The transcript is spliced from 4 exons. Bases 1 to 1809 code for a protein of 602 amino acids. NCBI's taxonomy places the organism in Eukaryota, Fungi, Ascomycota, Sordariomycetes, Hypocreales, Cordycipitaceae. The record is from RefSeq and is a predicted model, not a curated record.